Molecule: messenger RNA, 1662 nt
Organism: Vanessa tameamea
Lineage: Eukaryota; Metazoa; Arthropoda; Insecta; Lepidoptera; Nymphalidae
Product: monocyte to macrophage differentiation factor
Exons: 4
Coding region: 209-1006 (265 amino acids)
Cellular component (GO): membrane
Molecular function (GO): pore-forming activity
Source: RefSeq, a predicted model, not a curated record
AAUUGUCAAUAGUUGUCUGUUAUGAACAGUGGACAUCGGCUGAUCGUUCGGGGCGUGUUAUAAAUAAGAUGUUGUAUUGAAAGUUUCACACAGAAAAUGUAAAUUGAAUUACGAUCAUGAGUGCUAAUAUAAUAAAAAGAUUAAGCGUAUCGUCAUUGGUCUCAUGACCAUUUCAUUUUAACUCUCAUAUUGAUAGUAAAUACAUACCAUGGGCGACGUUGUAAGCUUAUUUUCUGUGAUAAUUAUGAAAUUCAAAUCAAAGUUUAAUGAAAGUAAAAUUUACUUUCAUUGUGAUUUGCCAUGGGAAAAACUUAAAUCAGUGAAAUGGAUGAACGAAAGGGCCACAUCCAAUAAAGCCUACGUACCAACUGCGGUGGAAAACAUCGCAAAUGUGUGCACACAUGCACUAUGUGUUGCACCUGCAUCCCUUGGCGCGCGGGAGCUCCUCACGCGCUCCGUGAAUGCGCCGCAAGCCAUCGCUGCGGUGGUCUACGGGCUGGCACUAUGCCUGCUCUUCGCCGUGUCCACCACCUUCCAUUCAGUUUGCUGUUGUCAAUCUGAAACUAAAAUGAAACACUUCCUCCACCGAUGCGACCGCGCCAUGAUCUACAUAUUCAUCGCGAGCUCCUACUUCCCAUGGCUGACUGUGGGCACAUUGUCGUGUUGGAUGCUACGAGAAUUGCGCUGGGCAAUCUGGCUGUUGGCUGUGCUUGGCAUCACUUACCAGCAGAUAUUCCACGAGCGGUACAAAAUGUUGGAGUUGUUGCUGUACUUGAUUAUGGGGCUUGGACCAGCGGUGAUCAUUGUUACUUCAAAUCACCAGUUUCCAGCGAUGCACGAUCUGAAGAUGGGUGGGAUGCUGUAUCUGAUUGGCGUAUUCUUCUUCAAGUCAGACGGUCGCAUCCCAUUCGCCCAUGCCAUUUGGCAUAUUUUCGUAGCACUAGCCGCCAGUGUUCACUACCUAGCUAUCCUCCGACAUCUCUUCCCUGAACUAAAAUCGCAAUGAAGACUGCCCGUUUAACCUAUUCAAACUCGAUUAGCGAGCUCUCUAAGAUAUUUUUGUAUCCUAAUUCGUUAACAAGGCCACGAAUAGUUCACUUGACAGCGGCAGGCGAAAUGUUAGAUGUCAAUUGGUUAAAAGCUGUUUGUGUCAAGAUGAAAAUUAGGAAGUUAUAGGGAUUGAUAUUAUGGAAUUUUUGAUUCUUAUUCCAAUUUAGACGAAAAUAGCUACGAACGCGUUUUCUAUCAUGAUAUCGUAUAUUAUUUGUGUGAGAUGAACAUUAUGAUAACCGAAUCAUGAAGGUACUCCUAAUUGACAAAAAUACCUACGAAUAAAGUCGUAUUACAAAUGAUAUUAUUAUAUGAGUUACAUCGUUGAACUUACGAUUUACGUAAUGAUUAAUAUCGCACUAAUUAAAUUAAAUGGCUGCGGUUAUGCAACAGGGCACUGUGACGUAAAUAUUUACCCUAUUUUGUUUAAUAAAACGCGUUCGUCAUUAUACUACAUGCGUGUGUAUAUUUUGUAAAAUAUUGUUGAAUCUUAUUGUUGUAGUGUACGUAGUCGUAUCCCAGAAUCUCGAGACCAAUCCAACCCUUUUUAGACAAUUUAAAAGUGUAUUAGGGUUUUUAGAAACGUUUAUAUCUAUCUAUACUUAUAUUAAA